AUGGAAUGUUUCAUCCGCACAACUUCACCAUAUCUUUACUCAGAAGUCAUAGAGCCCCUGCAGCUGGAAACGAGCUCUCUUUACAACAGCAAAGUGCAUUUGAGUUACAUGAUUAAAGUGGAAAGACAAUACAGAAUUGUGCAUCUGAAACAACAAUUCUUUGCCAGGGAAAAUAUGCUGAUUUAUACUUACAAUGUGAAGGGAGAACUGGUUGCAGAAUAUCCGUAUAUCCAGGACAAUUGCUAUUACAGUGGAUAUGUGGAAGGAGUCCCAGAUUCUCAAGUCGUCCUCUCUACCUGCAACGGACUUUGGGGACAUAUACAAUUAGAGGCCUUAACUUACGAAAUUCAGCCGGUGGAAAAUUCCUCCACGUUUCAACACUUGAUUUCCCGGAGCAAUUGGGAGGCGCGAGAACCCUGCGUGGGAAUUUCCGAAGAUGGCGCCAGCGGGCCAGGUAGAGAAAUGAGGACGGUGAGGACGGAUGAGGAUGCAAAUCUGUCCACCAGACAGCAAGGGGACCAGAACCAGAUGGGCCACCGAUACCUGGAAUAUUAUGCCGUUGUUGACAAAAGUGUGUUUCUCCUCUACGGUAGCAACGAAACCGUUCUGGUGUCGGUAAUCUUUCACAUGAUGCUCCAUGUUCACACAAUCUUCCUCCCGCUGGGCCUCCACGUUUAUCUGGUCGGCAUGGAGAUCUGGAGGGACAAAAACUACGUGACCCUCCACCCUCACGACCUGCCUGCGAACUUGAACGCUUUUAAUAAGUACGUGCGGUACAACCUCCGGCAUCGCGAGCAUUUCGACCACGCGGGUUUAAUGACGGCAACCGGGAAUCUUCCCGGAUUUUCGUGGCGAGAAUGGCUUUGUCAUCCCUCUCAUGUCUCCGUGAGCAUCAUCCAGAUACGUAAAAACCCUCGAUUUGAUGCCGAAGCCAUCGCCCACCAGCUGGGACAUUCCCUGGACUUCACGCACGAUGACGCACAGGCGAAUUCAGAGAAAAAAUGCGACUGCAACUGUACGGUGUUUGGCAGCUGUUUGAUGCUGACUUCCGGUCCGGCGAACUGUUCGAGGCUGAGUAAUUGCAGCACCCUGGAGUAUCUGAAGCUGAUUCAGAAACCUGAGAAAAGCUGUUUGCUUGACAAACCUGCCCAGGUCUUCAGCACGAAGGAGUGUGGAAACGGAGUCAUCGAUGACGAGGAGGAACAGUGCGACUGCGGAGUGGAAGAGGACAUAGAAGGAACCUGGAUCCAAAGGAUUUUCCUGAAACAAGGAGGGAAGCAGCGGCAACUUCAUGAAGAGGGCACUUCGGCGAUCAGAAUUGUCCUUAUGAAUGAGGAAUACCCCAAACUCAAAGGGCCCGCUGAGUGCCGGAAGAACGGCUGCUGCCAGAAGGACUGCCAGUUCAAAAAGGACAUCGACUGCCUCUACGGACUCUGCUGUGAGAAAUGCCAGUUCUCCCAGGCGGGAACCCAGUGCCGAGAAGCCGCUUCGGAGUGCGACCUGCCCGAGUUCUGCAACGGGACCUCCUACGACUGCCCGACGGACGUCUACAAGCAGGACGGGACCCCCUGCGGCCACCACGACCAUUGUUUCCUGGGACUUUGCCUGGACCUCCACACGCACUGCCGGGCUCUCUUCGGGCCGGAUGCCCGAGAAGCCCCCCUGAGCUGCUUCAAGACGAUGAACAUGCCCGGUGACCGCUUUGGCAACUGCGGCAAGGAUGGCUCGUAUUUUCGGCCGUGUCCUGAGAAGGAUGUCCUCUGUGGGAGAGUGCAGUGUGUGAACGGGAAAAUCUCGAGUAUCGCGAACGGACAAGAGGUACUCCAGACUCCCGUGGACGGCACCCUGUGUUGGGGGACCGAAUUUGACCUGGGGGAGGACAUCUAUGACCUGGGAGCCGUGCGAGAUGGAACGAGUUGUGGGCCCGACAAGAUCUGCUUAAAUAGAUCCUGCGUGGAUGUGGCGGUGCUGGAUUUCGACUGCGAUCCCGCCGUGUGUCGACACCGAGGAGUCUGCAACAGCAACCGGAACUGCCAUUGCUCUUACGGAUGGGCGCCUCCCUUAUGCAGCGACCCAGGGUAUGGGGGGAGCAUCGACAGUGGGCCCCCUCCACCCUAUCAGCUGCCCACCAUCGUCAUCGUCGGCCUCUUCACGCUGAUCGGCCUGGUCGUCCUGGCAGCGGGAGUUUACAUCUCGCGUCACGUGGACGCCAUCAUUAAGUGGAUUGCAGCGAUUCCCAAACGGCGCCCCCAAAAAUCAGCCAGUAAAAGAGCCCUGAGAGGCAGAUCCUCCAAGACCGGCGUGAAGCGGUCGCGUAGCGACAUGAGAAGCUCUUCUUCCAGGAGGCUCAAAAAGUCCCAAAUCGCCAUUGCACUGGAAAAUCAGAGAAGUCUUCCGUAUGUUAAGAGUCCGGAACUGAAAAGCGCCAUGUCCACCUCCAGAGCUGGGAAAUCCAGAUUAGACGUCACCUUCGCCACCUAG
Messenger RNA from Thamnophis elegans (Western terrestrial garter snake), 2481 nucleotides. Its product is annotated as disintegrin and metalloproteinase domain-containing protein 21-like. The record is from RefSeq and is a predicted model, not a curated record. Gene Ontology annotation, molecular function: metalloendopeptidase activity. Lineage: Eukaryota; Metazoa; Chordata; Lepidosauria; Squamata; Natricidae. Gene Ontology annotation, biological process: proteolysis. The coding region runs from base 1 to 2481 and encodes 826 amino acids. The transcript has 23 exons.